Macrobrachium nipponense is the source of this 1443-nucleotide messenger RNA. Its product is annotated as collagen alpha-1(III) chain-like. Bases 1 to 1443 code for a protein of 480 amino acids. Lineage: Eukaryota; Metazoa; Arthropoda; Malacostraca; Decapoda; Palaemonidae. The transcript has a single exon. The record is from RefSeq and is a predicted model, not a curated record.
AUGGUCCCCCCACCCUGGGACUGCUCGGCGGGCCUCCUGGCCUGCCCGCCCUGGGACGGCUCGGCUGGCCUCGCCCCCCUUCCCUGGUAUGGCUCGGCAGGCCUCCUAGCCCGCCCGCCCUGGUGCUUCUCAGCGGACCUCCUGGCCCGGGACAGGGCAGGCUGGCUAGGAGGCCCACCGAGCGGCCCCGUGGUGGGCAGGCCAGGAGGUUCGCCAAGCCGCCCCUGGGCGGGCGGGCAUGAAGGCCCACUUAGCCUCCCCUGGGGCGGGCGGGCCAGGACAGUCCGCCCGCUUUGGGACUGCUCGGCAGACCUCCUGGCCUGCCCGCCCCAGAGUGGCUCAGCAGGCCACCUGGCCUGCCUGCCCUGGGAUGGCUCGGCUGGCUGUCUCACCUGCCCCGGUAUGGCUCGGCCUGCUGUCUCACCUGCCCCGGUAUGGCUCGGCUGGCCUUCUGGCCCACCCGCCCUGGAGCUUCUCAGCGGACCUCCUGGCCCGGUACGGGGCAGGCGGGCUAGCAGGCCCGCCGAGCCACCCCAGGGGCCGGGCGGGCGGGCCAGGAAGGCCCCCGAGCCACCCCUAGGGACGGGCCGACAGGCUAGGAGGGCCGCCGAACCGCCCGUUGGGACGGGCGGGCAGGCCAAGAGGCCCACCGAGCCGCCCCAGGGACAUGGGCUAGUGGGCGGGGCAGGAGCCUCCCCGUGGGUGGGCCGGCCCGCCAAGCCGCCCCCAGGGACAUGGGGGCGGGCCAGGACGGUCCCCCCGACCCUGGGAUUGCUCGGCAGGCCUCCUGGCCUGCCCGCCCCGGUAUGGCACAGUGGGCCUCCUAGCCAGCCCGCCCCGGGGCUUCUCAGUAGACCUCCUGGCGCUGGGGCAGGCGGGCCAAAGAGCCGCCCCGUGGGCUGGCGGGUGGGCCAGGAGCCUCCCUGGGUGUGGGCUGGCCCGCCGAGCCGGCCCUGGGAACAGGAGGGCGAGCCAGGACGGUCCCCCCGCCCUGGGACUGCUCGGCUGGACUCCUGGCCUGCCCGCCUCGGGACGGCUCGGCUGGCCUCGCUCCUUCCCCGGUAUGGCUCGGAGGCCCCCCGAGCGGCCCCGUGGUGGGCGGGCCAGGAGGUUCACCAAGCCGUCCCGGGGCAGGCUGGCCAAGACAGUCCACCUGCCUUGGGACUGCUCGGUAGACAUCCUGGCCUGCGCCUCCGGAGCGGCUUGGCCGGCCUCUUGGCCCGCCCGCUCCGGGACGGCUCGGCAGGCUUCCUCCUCCUGGCCCACCCGCCCCCGGACUUUUCGGCUGACCUCUUGGCCUGGGACGGGGCAGGCGGGCUAGGAGACCCGCCGAGCCGCCCCAGGGCGGGCGGGCUAGGAGGCCCGACUGUGACGAGGACGUGUUGGCAGAUGAACUUAGGUGGGUUAUCAACUUGGAAGCGGCGCUAUCAUAAUUCUUGUUGA